This is a messenger RNA of Limulus polyphemus (Atlantic horseshoe crab), 2658 nucleotides long. RefSeq names its product sodium/potassium-transporting ATPase subunit beta-like. The record is from RefSeq and is a predicted model, not a curated record. The transcript is spliced from 6 exons. Gene Ontology annotation, biological process: intracellular sodium ion homeostasis; sodium ion export across plasma membrane; potassium ion import across plasma membrane. Bases 73 to 987 code for a protein of 304 amino acids. Gene Ontology annotation, cellular component: sodium:potassium-exchanging ATPase complex. Gene Ontology annotation, molecular function: ATPase activator activity. Lineage: Eukaryota; Metazoa; Arthropoda; Merostomata; Xiphosura; Limulidae.
GGCGAACGGACGCUUAGGUUGUAGGUUUGCGGGAGCUUGUUCUUGUUGAUCGAUCGUCUGCCUGCUGCAAAGAUGGCUGAGAAAGACAUAGAGUAUUUAAAGUCACCAGAUGAGAAAACAAAAUGGGAAUCUACGAAAGAAUUCAUUUGGAAUCCUCGAACAGGACAGUUUUGUGGAAGAACAGGAGCUAGUUGGGCCAAGAUUACAAUUUUUUACAUCGUUUACUAUGCCUGCCUGGUUGCUUUUUGGACAGUAAUGUUGAUGGUAUUUUAUGUGACUGUGGAUUACCAUCAACCAAAAUGGAAACUUGAUUCAAGCAGAAUUGGAAACAGUCCAGGUGUAGGUUUUAGACCCUCGCCACCUGAAGAAAAUGUGGACAGCACCCUCAUCUGGUUUCGUCAUGGUAGCUCAAAGCAGUGGGAAUAUUGGGUUGAUUCUCUUAAUGAGUUUUUAGAACCCUACCAAGGUGGACAGCAACAUGGAGAACACUUAACAACAUGCAGUUUUGAAGAGACUCGGAAACCUGAAGAAGUGUGCCACUUUAACUUGGAUUUAAUUAACAAUAACUGCAGUAGUUCACGGAAAUUUGGAUAUGAUGUAGGUCGUCCAUGCGUGUUGAUCAAAAUUAAUCGGAUAUAUGGCUGGAAACCAGAACCUUAUGACAACAAUAGUUUGCCAGACAAUAUGCCAGAAGAUGUGAAAAAGAAGUAUGAUCCCAGAAAUGUCUACAUUUCUUGUGAAGGCGAGAAUCCAGCUGACAGAGAGAAUAUUGGACCUAUUAAUUACUAUCCUUCUCAAAGCAUUCCAAACUACUAUUUUCCCUUCAACAACCAGCCAGGUUAUCUGUCACCAUUCGUGUUUGUCCACUUCCAGGACCCUACCUCAGGUGUACUGAUGAACAUUGAGUGUAAAGCCUGGGCUGCUAAUAUCAAACAUGAUAGAAAAGAACGGUUGGGAAGCGUUCACUUUGAACUACUUGUGGACUAAUUUUUGUUUCUCCAUACUUAUGUAGUAUAGCCAUUUUACUCAGAAAUUCAUGCAUAACCUGUUCCUUUCCAGAGAAUCUGUUGUUUACUUUUGGACUUUUUAGUUGAUAUUUUACUCUCAUUGCUAGCUUUUGUAUUUCUGUAUCUGUAGUUUCAAAGCUUCUCUCUACAAGGGAGAAGAUAAAAGUUGUCCUUCAUUUUAAGGUAUCAUCAUGAUGAACUAAGACUAUUUUCUGUGUUCAAAAUUCUUGCAGUUAGGUAUGGAAGGACAGCAACAGCAUGCAAGUAGAUGGUUGAUAUAUUAUGUAUCUUCAAAGAACAGAAUACAGUUCUACUUCCUAUUGAGAGAAUACAGUAUUGAAAGCUAUAGCAAAUUAUAGUUAAUUGUUAAAUUUUUCUUUCACUUCUUGAUUCACAUUGUGUUGUAUCAAGAGAUUGUGUUCUAUUCUUCUAAUUUAUGACAUGAAUGCAUUUUAGAACAUCAUUUAUUGUAAUUAUCUUGAUAACUUAUUUAGAGUCAAAACAAAAUCAAAAUAUUGAUUAUAAGUAAAUCAUGUAGUACUGCUAAUACCAAUACAUUUCAGGCACUGGUAGCACUUUUUUUUUCUGCAUAUCAAGAAAAAAAAAACAUGAUUUACUGAAUAGUUUAUUAGAAUCAUGUUAGUAGUGUUGCAGUUUCAAAUAAGUAGUUGAAACAGUUAUCAUUCAUAACUAAUAGAUAAGGAUAGAGUGGUUGAAACCUUAUUGAAUGUUUAGAGCAACCAUGACAAAUUUGUCUUCUCUUACACGUUAGAUUCUCUGGUAACCUUUGCAGGGAAUAAUAAAGUUGCACCAUCUGUAUCCAUGAGUGAGACAGAAUAUGUUACUUGAGUCUUGUUUUGUGUAACACACAACAUUUUGCAGCUGUUGUCUACUUCAUAUUGGCUAGACUUGUAUUCAGGAAGAAGACAAAUUCUUCCAUCGAUACAAGUAAACAAUCAUCCAGGCUUUCUAGAAACAGUUUCUAAAUAAUCAGACGUGUACUGACUUUCUUUGUAUUCUGGUAUACAACUUAGUAGCUUAGUGUGUUAGCCAAGAAAAUUGAAGGUCCUUAGAUGUUAAUCAUGAGAAGUAAACAUGUGUGAUUUUUUAAAUAAAAACUGAGUUGUAAUAUGCUUCAAGAGGCCUGAUCCAAUAUGCAGGUCAUUACUCAGUAGAAACGAACUAGAGAAUUCGUAUGAUUGUUAAAAUAUUUUAAGAUCUGUUGUGACUAUUCUCUAAAGUUUUUCAUUUUUCUUUUACUCACAUCUUUUUGUACAUUUUUUCUUCCUAAGUAUAUUGUUUUGUUUCAAAUUUUAAAAAGGUUUAUCUGAAAUUGUUACAUUUCAGUCUGUAGAUACAGAUUUAUAGUACAAUACACAUUUGACAAGUUGUAGAAGCAGACAGAUUUUUAGUAACACUUUUCAUAUUUCCAGGUUAUUUUGUUGGUACAUGGAAUGAGCCAUUGUAUGUAAGCAAAUAUUGCCCUUGGCAUAUGAUUUCACAGUUACAUAAUUACAGUGAUAAUUUUGUGUUUUAGAAGAAAACCAAUAACUUGUGGAAUGCUUAUUUUGUGAAAAUGGAACACAUUUCUGAUGGAUUUAUCAUUCUCAUGUAACCAAGCUGAGAAAAAUAAAGGUUGUUUGGAAAUCUA